Molecule: messenger RNA, 700 nt
Organism: Gamsiella multidivaricata
Lineage: Eukaryota; Fungi; Mortierellomycota; Mortierellomycetes; Mortierellales; Mortierellaceae
Exons: 1
Coding region: 219-452 (77 amino acids)
Source: RefSeq, a predicted model, not a curated record
CUCACUCUCACUCUCUCGCGCGCGCGCGUGUAGCGCUUAGCUCCAUCCACCUCCCCCGCCACUAUAAAAGCCUCCUCCUAAUUCGUACCUCACACUCUCUUUCUUUCUCUCUUUUUUCCCUCCAACUUCUUUACUUCUCACAUCCACUCCCAUACUCUCAUAAAGCCCCCCUCUCCCUCUCUCUCUCUCCUCUUCCAUCUCACAAACCAAAUCCCACAAUGCCUUCGAUCCUGAACGCCAUCCGCUCCGCGACCCCCUCGCCUGCGCGUCAAUUCACCUCCCUCAACAUCGCCUCCUCCACCUCCAUCAAGAGCGCGUUCCACCCGGAGCACCACCCCAUUAUCCUCCAGCAGCUGGUCGAGUCCAUCUCCCCCCGUGCCCAGAAUGUCGCCUCGGAUUCCGUCGUGAGGGACGCCCUCAGCAAGACCACCUCGACUGCCAAGCGUUCAUAAUUUCAGGAACCAAACAACAGCAACAGCAACAACAGCUAAAAAAAAAAAAGAAAAACGACAAAAAAGAAGAAAAAAGAAAGCCUGACCUCCUUCAACGACUUGUCGUCCCACGCAUCCGCGCAAAAAAAGACCCGUUUUUUGUUUUUUCUUGAAAAGACGAUCGAUCCAGGCAGGGUCCAGAACGAUGAACGCGAUCGACAUUUGACUGUAUCAUAUAUCCAUGAGAGAAUCCCCCCCCCCCCCCCCCC